GUCAUGGUGGUGGUAAUAAUGGUGGUGAUGAUGAUAGUGGUGGUAAUGAUGGUGGUGAUGAUGAUGAUGAUGAUGGUGGUAAUGAUGGUGGUGAUGAUGGUGGUGGUAAUGAUGAUGGUGGUAAUGAUGGUGGUAAUGAUGAUGGUGGUGAUGAUGAUGGUGGUGGUAAUGAUGGUGGUGAUGAUGGUGGUGGUAAUGAUGAUGGUGGUGAUGAUGAUGGUGGUGGUAAUGAUGGUGGUGGUGAUGAUAAUGGUGGUGGUAAUGAUGGUGGUGAUGAUGAUGGUGGUGGUAAUGAUGGUGGUGAUGAUGAUGAUGGUGGUGGUAAUGAUGAUGAUGGUGGUGGUAAUGAUGAUGAUGAUGGUGGUGGCAAUGAUGAUGGUUCAAUGAAAUACCAAGAAAUAAACUCACUUGUUGUGAUCUUGGAGGACCAAAAGCGCUUGAUAAUGAAUUACCACUAG
Molecule: messenger RNA, 458 nt
Organism: Paramuricea clavata
Lineage: Eukaryota; Metazoa; Cnidaria; Anthozoa; Malacalcyonacea; Plexauridae
Source: the annotation of a GenBank genome assembly